AUGGCUCCUGGAAGACCUUCAUCCGCGUUCCAGUUACUGCUGCUGCUGCUGGGUCUGGCGGCAGUGGUGAAGGCAGGAGCCAUAAUCCCACAGAGCCCAGGAUGCCCGAUUACCGAGGACAAGAAAUUCCCUCAGCACGUGAAGCUCAACUUGAACAUCCUUAACCGGAACACGAAUCCCAAAAGGCCCACCGAUUACUAUAAACGGUCCACCUCACCUUGGACUCUACACCGCAACGAGGACCCCGAGCGGUACCCCUCUGUGAUCUGGGAGGCCAAGUGCAGCCACUCGGGCUGUGUCAACGCUAAGGGGAAGGUCGACCACCACAUGAACUCCGUCCCCAUCCAGCAAGAGAUCCUGGUCCUGCGACGGGAGCCUCAGCACUGCCCACACUCCUUCCGGCUGGAGAAGAUGCUGGUGGCCGUGGGCUGCACCUGCGUCACCCCCAUUGUACGCCAUGUGGCUUAA
Camelus dromedarius (Arabian camel) is the source of this 468-nucleotide messenger RNA. It is a transcript of the gene IL17A, whose product is annotated as interleukin 17A. The record is from RefSeq and is a predicted model, not a curated record. The transcript is spliced from 3 exons. Bases 1 to 468 code for a protein of 155 amino acids. Gene Ontology annotation, molecular function: cytokine activity. Gene Ontology annotation, biological process: inflammatory response. NCBI's taxonomy places the organism in Eukaryota, Metazoa, Chordata, Mammalia, Artiodactyla, Camelidae. Gene Ontology annotation, cellular component: extracellular region.